UUGAAAGACAAUGUAUACAAAAACACAUCUUGCAAUCGCUUCGAAAACAACAAAAUUCUUGUAAACCAGCAACUAAAUUAAAAGUUAUUAAGAAACAAUGGCUUCCGAUGGUGAGGACAUCACGUUGACGCCCACGGAAUCGCUGGCUUCGGCCACAGACACCGAGGACGAAGAGAUGGGAGGGCAAGUGCAUUCGGACAUGGAAACCGAUGAAGAAGAUUUGGACGUGGAGAUUGUGCCAGCCACCGCCGAGGAUGCAGAUAUGGAUGAAUUGCUGCGUCAGUUGGAGGACUACACACCCACCAUUCCGGAUGCCCUAACUACGCACACUUUGAAGAAGGCUGGCUUCUCCACGGUGGACCCCCAAAUCGUGCGCCUGAUCUCCGUCUCCGCCCAGAAGUUCAUCUCGGACAUUGCUAACGAUGCACUGCAGCACUGCAAGACUCGCACCACAAACAUCCAGCAUUCCAGUGGCCACAGCUCUAGCAAGGACAAGAAGAACCCCAAGGAUCGCAAAUACACUCUGGCCAUGGAGGAUCUGGUUCCAGCUCUGGGCGAUCAUGGCAUCACCAUGCGCAAGCCACAAUAUUUUGUUUAAGAUUAUUAUUGUAGUUUUAUGUGAAAAGUAGUACGAAAUUUAAAGUUAGUAAAGUAAAUUCUUGACAAUUUUUAAGUUCUUAACAAUGUAAACAGAAAUUUUAAAAAGUAUGCAUAAAAUAUUAUUACGUUAUCAAA
Molecule: messenger RNA, 735 nt
Organism: Drosophila kikkawai
Lineage: Eukaryota; Metazoa; Arthropoda; Insecta; Diptera; Drosophilidae
Gene: Taf10
Product: TBP-associated factor 10
Biological process (GO): transcription initiation at RNA polymerase II promoter
Cellular component (GO): transcription factor TFIID complex; nucleus; SAGA complex
Molecular function (GO): RNA polymerase II general transcription initiation factor activity; promoter-specific chromatin binding
Source: RefSeq, a predicted model, not a curated record